This is a messenger RNA of Caenorhabditis briggsae, 3726 nucleotides long. It is a transcript of the gene Cbr-smc-3, whose product is annotated as Protein CBR-SMC-3. Gene Ontology annotation, biological process: mitotic sister chromatid cohesion. Gene Ontology annotation, cellular component: chromosome. The record is from RefSeq and is a predicted model, not a curated record. The coding region runs from base 1 to 3726 and encodes 1241 amino acids. Gene Ontology annotation, molecular function: protein binding; ATP binding; cohesin loader activity. NCBI's taxonomy places the organism in Eukaryota, Metazoa, Nematoda, Chromadorea, Rhabditida, Rhabditidae. The transcript has 17 exons.
AUGAAGAUCAAAGAAGUUCGAAUCAACGGCUUUCGAAGUUACAAAGACAAUACCCAUGUCUCCGGAUUCAGUCCGCGGUCGAAUGUAGUUGUCGGCAGAAAUGGCUCUGGAAAAUCCAAUUUUUUCCAUGCUAUUCAAUUUGUUCUCUCUGACGAAUAUGCACACUUGAAAGAAGAACAACGAUUAGGAUUACUUCAUGAAAGUACUGGACCGAAAGUUGCACAUGCUCGUGUUGAAAUUACAUUUGACAACUCUGAAAGACGACUCAUGGCUUUCGACAACUCAGAAGUCAAAAUCGUUCGUCAAGUGGGCAAGAAGAAGGAUCAAUACUACAUUGACAACAAGAUGGUCCCACGUGCUGAGGUCGUUAAUCUCAUGGAAUCAGCUGGUUUCUCGCGAUCCAACCCUUACUAUAUCGUCAAACAAGGAAAAAUCAACGAGUUGGCUACAUCUCCAGAUAGCUACAAACUCAAGUUAUUAAGAGAAGUAGCUGGAACCAGAGUUUAUGACGAGAGAAAAGACGAAAGUAUGAAGAUUCUGAAAGAGACGAAAAUGAAGACCGAAAAAAUCCAAGGCCUUCUGAAGUACAUUGACGAACGUCUUCAAACAUUGGAAAACGAGAAGGAGGAUUUGAAAGAGUAUCAAAAGUUGGAUAAGACUAAGAGAAGUAUUGAGUACACGAUGUAUGAUAACACAAACAAGGAGGCCAUGAAAGAAAAGACGAAAUUGGAUCUUGCGAAGAGUGAGAUAACUAGCAAGGAUAAUGAAGUGAAGAAUAGAUUGGCUGAGUUGGUUGUUGAAGUUGCAAAGUGCAAAACGGAAAAGAGCAAGUUAGAUGCUCACGGAAGAGCUCUUCGCGAAGAUAAAGAGACAUUGCAUACCGAAAAGACCAAAAUGACGGAAAAUGAUAUAAAACUGUCUUUAGAAAUCAAGUCUUUGUUAGAAGAAAAUUCGAAUGAGCGGGAAGGCCGUAAUAGGGCUGAGGAGUCUUUGCAAACAGUCACUGAAGAAAUCGCCAAAUGUGAAGAAGAGCUAGAAGUGAUCAAGCCGCAGUAUGUGGAGCUCGUUCAAGAAGAAUCUCGAUUGAAUACCGACAUUCGAAUUAAUGAGUCUCGUAUGAAGGAGAUUAUGGCUAAGAAUCAACGCCCGCGGUUUGAGACAAUUGCGGAGCGUGAUAGGGCUCUCAACGAAGAAAUCAACCAUUUCGCUAGUCUUAUUCAAGAUAGAAAAGAGCAAUUGGCGAUUGUUCAACGAGAGUUGGAAGACGUUGAAAAAGAAGAAAUCAAUCUCAAUAAUGAUGUUCAGGCUAUGGGCCUGAAAAUUAGCGAAGCCCGUUUGCAAAUGGACAACAUUACCGAAGAACUUCCAAACCUCAAGGAUCAGUAUGAUAACGCCUAUAACGCUCUACAGAGUGCUUCUCGUGAGGAAAAAGCUAUUAGAGACCAAAUCGCGAAUCUUGAACAAGAUGAAACCGCUGUCUAUGAUCAAUUAAGAAGACUAGUUGCCAGACCGAUUUUCAACGGAAUCAACGGUGUUAAACAGGUGAUGAAGGAGUUCGAAAGAGAUAAUCACAAUGGACAGCAUGACGAUGUGAUUAGAGGAUUUCAUGGAACUCUAAUUGAGUUGAUUGAAGUUGAUCAAAUGUUCAUCACAGCGUUUGAAGUUAUUGCUCAAAAUCGUCUGUUCUAUCAUGUUGUGGACAAUGAUCGGAUUGCAUCCAAGAUCUUGAGAAAGUUCAACGAGAUGCAACUUCCUGGAGAGGUCAAUUUCUUCCCAAUGAAUCGUGUCAGUGCUCCGAGAGAGAAAACAUUCACUCCGAGAAAGGAUGCUCGUGCGCUCUCGGACGCGGUUGAUUACGAUGCGAAGUUUGACAAAAUCGUUCGUACCAUCACCGCCAAUGUAGUCAUCGUUCGUGCUCUGGAUCAAAAUGCUCGAGAAAUCCGUAACGAACAGUUCGAUGUUGUGACUACUGAUGGUGAUCAAAUGUCGAGAAAGGGAGUGAUGACUGGUGGUUUCAUUGACAAAAAACGAAGCAAAUUGGAAACCCAUAGCAAGAAGAUGGCCAUCAAGAGAGAUAUCGAUGCUCUUAAAGUGAACCUGAGAGCUGCUGAGGAUAACGUUAAGGAGAAGACUCGCGAAGCGGAGCAAGCUAGAAAUCGCAUGACACAAAGCGAGAAUAUGAUUAUUGAUUUGCAUCGCAGACAUCGUGAAUUGACUGAGGCUAAGAAGGCAAUCAGUCAACAAUAUUUCAUGGUUGCAAAAAUGAAAGAGCCCAAGACCGAUCAGAUUGUGCAAAUCAAAAAUCGCCUUCGCGAACUGGAAGCACAACAAGCUACUCUUAAAGCAGAACUUGGAACUGAAAUGAAUUCACAGCUUUCCGCUGAGGAACAGAGAACGUUGCAAGAGCUUAGAACAGCAGUGGACGAGAUGAAACGAAAGUUGGCAGAUGUCUCUCAAAGUCGUAUGGAUCUCAUGCAUCGCAAGAACGGCAUAGAGAAUCGAUUAACGAAGAAGUUAUACAAAACGAAGGAAAAUCUCGCAUCGCGUGUCGAGAACAUCACAGACCACGAACGCUCUCAUCGACUUAAAAUCGCAGAAGCCCAACGGGCUUCCCUUCAAACACAGAUGAAAACGAUCGAUGAUCAGUUGGAGGCGGCAAGUAGAGAACUCGAAGAAUUCGAAAACCAGGAGAAAUCAAUUUCAAAUAAUCUUGAGAGUUUCUUAGAGCAACAAAAAGAUAAUGAGAAACGACAAAGAGAUUUCCAAGCUGAGCUGGACAAAAUUAUGGCGAAAGAAGAGGAAGUGAAAUUGAAGAGAGAGGACAGCUUGAGAAAAAUGCGCCUCCUUGGAGCCCUUCCAACGGACACAUUCUCUAAAUGGCAGAAUGUGAAACAACGAGAUUUGGAGAAGAAGUUGAUCGAAUGUGUGAACGAUUUGAAGAAAUACGAAAAUGUCAAUAAAAAGGCUCUGGAUCAAUAUAUGACUGCUUCUACACAAAAAGAAGAGUUGACCAAGAGAAUGGAUGAGCAGAAGAGGAGUGAAGCGUCCAUCGAAGAAUUGCUCGAGGUUCUAGAGAACCGCAAAUUUGAGGCCAUCGACAUGACGUUCAAACAGGUUUCUAAAAACUUCAAAGAAGUUUUCAAACAGCUUGUUCCACAUGGAAGUGGAAAAAUGACAUUGAAAGCGGGCGAUGAACAGGAUUCAGAUCCGAGCAGACACAGAGUUGAAUCUUAUCAAGGAAUCACCGUGAUGGUUUCCUUUGUUUCGGAUGAUGGUACCUCGGAAACCCGCGAGAUGACUCAACUCUCAGGAGGACAAAAGUCCCUUGUUGCCCUUGCUAUCAUUUUUGCGAUUCAAAAAUGUGAUCCAGCUCCAUUCUAUCUGUUCGAUGAAAUCGACGCAGCUCUUGAUGCUCAACACAGAAAGUCUGUGGCAGCUUAUUUCCAAAUUUUCUUCCAAAAAUAUUUAUCCGUUCCCGAGUUACAGUUCAUUUUGUGCUCCUCCUUUUCCGCCAUUUUCGCCCCCAGCAUUGCGCGCACGCGGAAAAAGAUGAUUCGAUCUCUAUCCGAUCAAGCUCAAUUCGUCACAACCACGUUCCGUCCUGAAUUGCUUUCCACUGCCGAGAAGUUCUACGGAGUUCGUUUCCGCAACAAAGUGUCCCAUAUCGAUGCGGUCACUCGUGAUCAAGCAUACGAUUUCGUGGAAGAUGACACUACUCAUGGAUAA